This is a messenger RNA of Ostrinia nubilalis (European corn borer), 978 nucleotides long. Its product is annotated as zinc finger protein SNAI2-like. Bases 1 to 978 code for a protein of 325 amino acids. Lineage: Eukaryota; Metazoa; Arthropoda; Insecta; Lepidoptera; Crambidae. The transcript is spliced from 3 exons. The record is from RefSeq and is a predicted model, not a curated record.
AUGGCUGAACCUCGUGCGGCCGAGUACGCUGAGCUGGGCGGGCUCAUGGCCGAGCGCUCCGCCGCCGACACCGAGGCGGCGCACGAGCUCCUCUCCCUGGCGCACAGCCUGCCCCCACUGCCCCUCACGCACCAUGUCGUCACCGUCAUCCACCCCCCUGAGCCCGCCCCCCUCGUCCCCGUCUACACCUACAUCCUCCAGCCCACCAACAUCUACAUCCUAUCCGAGGAGCCUCCGGAGCCUUACUACUACACUACUUUACAAACAGUAAAUCCGUUGCAACCAGUCGAGUACACCGUCGAGCCACAGGUCAGCUACGUUUACCAUCCCUCUCUGCUGCCCCAAGAACACCACCCGCAGCAGGAGUACGAGGAAGCGGAGAUUGAGACGGAGCCCGAUCCCGAGCCCGAGCCCGAGCCCGAGCCCGAGCCCGAGCCCGAGCCCGAGCCCGAGCCCGAGCCCGAGCCCGAACCCGAACCGGAGUCCGAGCCCGAGCGCGAACGCGAGCGCGGGCCGGUGCCGCAGGCGAAGGAGAGAACAGCUAAAUAUAAAUGUAACGAGUGCGGCAAGCGGUACGCGACCUCGUCCAACCUGUCGCGGCACAAGCAGACGCACCGCAGCCUGGACUCCGUGGCCGCCAAGCGCUGCGGCGAGUGCGGCAAGGCGUACGUGUCCAUGCCGGCGCUGGCCAUGCACGUGCUCACGCACCGCAUGGGCCACGUGUGCGGCCUGUGCGGCAAGCAGUUCUCGCGGCCCUGGCUGCUGCGUAGCCACCUGCGCUCGCACACGGGCGAGAAGCCCUACAACUGCGCCGCCUGCGGAAAGGCCUUCGCCGACCGCUCCAACCUCCGCGCCCAUCUCCAGACUCACUCCUCCAACAAGAAGUACGAAUGCGAGCGCUGCCGGAAGACAUUCGCACUCAAGAGCUACCUCAACAAACACCAGGAGUCGGCGUGCGUGCGCUUGGACGACGAAUAA